Molecule: messenger RNA, 976 nt
Organism: Telopea speciosissima
Lineage: Eukaryota; Viridiplantae; Streptophyta; Magnoliopsida; Proteales; Proteaceae
Exons: 3
Coding region: 35-610 (191 amino acids)
Source: RefSeq, a predicted model, not a curated record
CACUCGGAACGUCAAUUCUCCCGCCAUAGAGAGGAUGAAAAGUAGCCAGACUCCCCAGAAGGAACUCCCAAGGGCUGCAGAGUCUGCAAUUCGGCGACUGAAGGAGGCUCCAUCGAAAUCUCCCUCCGAUCAAGUGAAGAAGCCUCUAAAGAUCUCUAAGAAAUGCUUGGACUCUGCGUUUGCAGCUAUUCCGGAAGAUCGAUCUCCUCGAAAAUCGAUUUCUAGUUCGAACGAUUCCAAUUACGUAUUGGUGAACUCCUCUGUUGAUCAAAACAAACAACUCUCGGAGGUCCUUGAGCUUUCGAUGAAUCCAGAUUUCCCAGUCUCAUCUGUAACAUUUGAUCCGUUCGAAGUAUCUCCAUCGACUACGAUCGUUGAGGAGAACCAAGAAACCAGCAGUGGUAUGAUCGAGUAUAAUGGAUACGUAAUCGACUGCGACACUCCAAAGACCGGAAGUAUUGAUGUUGGAAUAGCAGUAAAUUUCAUCAGAGAAGCUCUGUUUCAGGCCACCAGUUCCCCUGUCGUCGAUCUCCGAUCAAAGAAAAUUCUGGAUUCCGUGGUUAAGAUCGUUAUCAAUGAUUUGUGUGGUUUUCCGGAAGAACGAGUCUGACCUCCUGAGGUAAUGUCGACAAAGCUUCGUAUUGGACUUCUAAAGUUCUUGCUGUGGCUUGUUCCUGUCUCGGUACUUGCCGUUGCUCUAUCAAAUUUGUUUGCCGGCAGCUCUUUCCCUGAUCCACCGCCAACGUGAAUGGUAGAUGUAUCCACUCUACGCUUCUGGCCAUCUGAUAGUAGACGGACAAGUCACAGGACAGUAGUCAUGCUCUCCCCCUUGCUUGCAUUUCUUUCCUUUUCUUAAUCCCGUCAUUUCUAGAAGUGCUGUUUAAAGUUUGAAUUCAUCUGAUUUCUAGUUUUUUUCAAAAGCUCAGUUGUUGAUGACCUAGAAAGGAACUAACUGAAUCAUCCCCAAACCAUCAGA